Seminavis robusta is the source of this 1138-nucleotide messenger RNA. The record is from the annotation of a GenBank genome assembly. NCBI's taxonomy places the organism in Eukaryota, Bacillariophyta, Bacillariophyceae, Naviculales, Naviculaceae.
ACGCUAAAGAUCCUGCUGCAAGGACACCAUUGUUGUCUCCUGUCAUUUAUCCUGUUUGUUGAUACCGUACCCUCGAGUAAAGCUGCGACACAGGCUGUAUCGGUAAUCUGUAAUCGGUACCAACAAGAAGAAUGGCCGCUGUUUUGUGUGGCGGAAUCAGCAAGCUAUGCCAGGGCGGCUGUGAAUGUGUGGGUCAUAUCUGUUUGCUUCCCUCCAAGAUCUGUGGUGCUUGCUGCGAAGGGUUGGGCCAAUGCUGCAAGGAAUCCCGUCGCCUUGUCGCCCGCUGCUGUUCAUCACGGUUUUCUUGUCAUAUUUCUGUCACUUGCAUUUUGAACCUUCCUCCCAUCAUAUUGGGUCUCUCUGACUUGCCCAAUGCCAUUGAUGGGUGUGCAGGAAGUCUCUGGUUGUUGAUCUUUUGGUUGCUUUCGCUGGUUCACAUUGUGGCUGCCUUCUACAUGGCCUAUGCGGUUGAAAAGGAUGACUCCAUCUUGCCACAAACUGGUUUCCAACGCACCGCAGUAGGUGGUGCCAAUCGCAUGUGGAAGCUGUUUUGCUACGAUUAUUGGAUGGCCGCCUACAUUUUGAUUGCCUGUGGCUACGUUACAUGGCUUGUGCUGGGAGGGGCGUGGUAUGCCAUGGGCUCGGGAAACAUGGAUGAUGAUUCCGGAUCCUGUCAUGAGGACAUUAUGCAACGGGUCGAAAUUGCAUAUGGAUUUGGAUGGGCGUUUAUCUUUUUGGGGGGUUGUGGAUUGUGCUGUUCCAUGUGCUGUGGAGUCUGUGUAAAUUGAAAGUCUUCUAAAGUUCAAGCUCAUGAUCGUUGUACACUGUAUGCCAUGCCAUGGCAGAAGAAUUGAUAUCAGUGCGAGCGCCAAAUCAACACGAAGUCUCAAAACAACUGUGGCAGGAGCCUCCUCAGCUGGAUCAAAUGGAAUCAAAGAGCAAAAGUAGUGCCGGUUGCUUCUUUCUUUGCUUGAUUCGCCGCAGCCCAUCGACAGUGUCGACCCUUGCGGCGAAGUGUUGUCCUCCGUGAAGUUCCGCACUCCAGCUGGCUAUCGAUAGCUACAACAAACAUUAUUUCUUCCAUUGGUAAAGUAAAAAGUAAAGUAAAUUAGUGAGUUAGUAAGAAUACCGGUUCCGC